ACUUAAUACACUUCUCCCAUAUCAAUGGAUCAUCAACAAUACGUCCAUGAUCCUCUUCACCUUCAUUGUCAUCAUCUCCAUCACCACCACCAUCCACUCCAUUUAGAUCAAAAGGGCUUAACAGCACAAGUACCUUUACCACCUUCAUCACCUUCUCCUCCUCCUCCUCCGCCGCCACCAAGACCACCAGUCAUGGUGGUGAUGGUACCUUUCCCAGCCCAAGGCCACCUCAACCAACUCCUCCACUUCUCCCGUCUCAUAGCUGCCUACAACAUUCCAGUGCACUACGUUGGCUCCACCACCCACAACCGUCAAGCCAAGCUACGUCUCCAUGGUUGGGACCCUCUCUCCAUCUCCAACCUCCACUUCCAUGACUUCCCACUCCCACCAUUCCUCAACCCUCCACCUGACCCCAACGCAUCUAUCAAGUUUCCAGCCCACCUCCAACCCGCAUUUGACGCCUCACUGCACCUACGCAAGCCCAUAUCCUCUCUUCUCCACUCCCUCUCCCUCACCUCACAAAGACUAGUAAUCAUCUAUGAUCCUCUCAUGGCCUUUGCUGCCCAAGAUGUUUCUUCCCUCCCUAAUGGUGAGGCCUACGCCUUCCACAGUGUCUCAGCCUUCGCUAUUGUCUUCUACUUAUGGGAGUCCCUCGGGAGACCCAUUGAAAUCCCAAUUGAGCUCUCUGAUCUCUCACUGGAGGGUUGCUCCACAACCGAGUUUCAAGCUUUCAUUCGUAGUCAAUAUGAUUUGAUGAGCUUCAAUAAGGGUGACCUCUACAACACAUGCCGUGCAAUUGAGGGUAGGUUCAUGGACAUGUUGGGCCAGAGGCAAUGGGCUAUUGGCCCAUUAAAUCCUGUCACCCUUGGAAGCUCCGGUUGGCGGCACAAGUGCUUGGAGUGGCUGGAUAUGCAGCCCAGGGGAUCAGUAUUGUACUUGUCGUUCGGAACCAUGACAUCAAUGUCCCAUGAGCAGAUUGCCGAGCUCGCCGUUGGUCUUGAACGUAGCCGGCAACGCUUCAUCUGGGUCUUCAGGGAUGCUGAUAGAGGAGACAUAUUUGCUAAAGAGAACGACAUGGAAGUAAGUAAAGCCCAGGCCCACCUACCCAAAGGUUACGAGGAGAGGAUACAAGGAGUGGGCUUGGGAAUGAUAGUGAGAGACUGGGCUCCACAGCUUGAGAUCCUGGCCCACCCAUCAACAGGUGGGUUCUUGAGUCACUGUGGGUGGAACUCAUGCAUGGAGACCAUCAGCAUGGGUGUGCCGAUUGCGGCUUGGCCCAUGCACUCGGAUCAGCCCAGGAACCCAAUGCUUGUAACCCAGGUGUUGAGAGUAGGCCUUGUUGUUCGAGAAUGGGCUCAGCGACAAAAAUUGGUGACUCGGACUACGAUCAAGAGUGCUGUCAAGCGGUUGAUGGCGUCGGAGGAAGGGGAUGACAUCAGACGUAGAGCUAAAGAGUUAGGGGUUGCGGUUCGCCAAUCGGUGGCCAACGGUGGGACUUCUCGUGCCGAGUUGGACUCGUUCAUCUCCCAUAUCUCUAGAUAGGAAGGAGACCUAGCUCAUUGUGUCCAUGGCCAUAGAGGCAAAUCGUCAAACACUUGAGAAAAGAAAAUUGUUUAGAAUGAUGGUUGACUAAAAUGGAUCUUGUAUUCUUCGUUGGAUGUUAUCAAUUUAUGAUUUGAGUUUGUCUAUAAUUAAUUUUA
Molecule: messenger RNA, 1700 nt
Organism: Macadamia integrifolia
Lineage: Eukaryota; Viridiplantae; Streptophyta; Magnoliopsida; Proteales; Proteaceae
Product: zeatin O-glucosyltransferase-like
Exons: 1
Coding region: 25-1542 (505 amino acids)
Molecular function (GO): UDP-glycosyltransferase activity
Source: RefSeq, a predicted model, not a curated record